Molecule: messenger RNA, 921 nt
Organism: Melanotaenia boesemani (Boeseman's rainbowfish)
Lineage: Eukaryota; Metazoa; Chordata; Actinopteri; Atheriniformes; Melanotaeniidae
Product: trypsin-1-like
Exons: 6
Coding region: 68-793 (241 amino acids)
Biological process (GO): proteolysis
Molecular function (GO): serine-type endopeptidase activity
Source: RefSeq, a predicted model, not a curated record
AGCUACCUUCCAAUAUAAACCAGGGCUGCAGGUGAAGUCCUCUCAUCAACAGGAUCACUUAGCAACCAUGAGGUCUCUGGUCUUUGUUCUGCUCAUCGGAGCUGCUUUUGCCCUUGACGACGACAAGAUCGUCGGAGGGUUUGAGUGCCAGCCUAACACUGAGCCCCAUACUGUGUCUCUGAACUCUGGCUACCACUUCUGCGGUGGUUCUCUGAUCAAUGAGAACUGGGUUGUGUCUGCUGCUCACUGCUACAAGUCCCGUGUGGAGGUCCGUCUGGGAGAGCACGACAUCACCGUAAACGAGGGAACUGAGCAGUUCAUCAGCUCCUCCCAAGUCAUCCGCCACCCCAGAUACAGCUCCUACAACAUUGACAAUGACGUCAUGCUGAUCAAGCUGAGCAGGCCCGCCACUCUCAACCAGUAUGUGAGGCCCGUGGCUCUGCCCUCCGGCUGCGCUCCCGCUGGCACCAUGUGCAGAAUUGCUGGCUGGGGCAACACCAUGAGCUCUGUUAGUGGUGACAGGCUGCAGUGCCUGAACGCCCCCAUCCUGUCUGACAGGGACUGUAACAACGCCUACCCUGGCAUGAUCACUGAUUCCAUGAUCUGUGUUGGAUACCUGGAGGGAGGCAAGGACUCUUGCCAGGGUGACUCUGGUGGCCCUGUUGUGUGCAACGGUGAGCUGCAGGGUAUUGUGUCCUGGGGCUAUGGAUGCGCUGAGAAGGACCACCCUGGUGUCUACGCCAAGGUCUGCAUCUUCAACGACUGGCUGGAGAGCACCAUGGCCAGCAACUAAGCCUGAUUCUUCUACAGCCAUUUUGCUCUGCUGCAUUUCUUUCAUCGUUUCAACUCUGAUUUUUCUUGUAGAAUCAUGAAUAACGUGCAACCAGUUUCCAUGCAAACCAAUAAAAUCUUAAAAUUUAA